AUGGAGUCCUUCUACGCCGCGGUGAACGACCGCCAGCUGGAGACUGCCCUGGACAUGCUGGACGAUGAGGUGGUCUAUGAGGACUUCACCUUCCAGGAGCCCUUCCGGGGGCGCCAGGGCGUGCGGGAGCUCCUCUCAGAGGCCAUGGAGCUGCCCAAGGGCCUGGACUUCGUCAUCGACGAGGUCGCGGGCGGAGAUUCCCUCUUCGGUGAUGAUGCCGUGGGCAUGACAUGGCAUGUGGAGUUUGAUGGUGUGGAACUGCCCAACAGCCGCGGAGCCUCCCUGUACAAGACCCGGAAUGGCAAGCUGCUCUACGCCCGGGACAUCGUCGAGUCCCCGCUGAAGCUCGGCGGCGCCGCGCUGGGCAUCGUGGGCUUCCUCGCCGGCCUCGUGAGGGCCUCCAAGGAUGGUCUGCCAAUCGCCUUCCUGGGGUUUGCCACUGCUGGGGCGUUGUACUGGUACAUCCUUCUGCUGUCCCCGCAGGGCCAGUUUCCCUUCCUCGAGGGGCCCCCUGCCUGGGCCAUCGACGCAACAACCCUGCGCAAUGUGAUUGAGGAAUCCUUGGAUUUCUUCUACAUUUGGCCUGGCCUGGACUACUUGGGCCUUCCCAGUCCCAGCAGCCUGGGCUUUCCUUUGCCCGUGGUGGAUCCGCUGCGCUUGGCAGUUUUCAACCUGGCAGAGGCCUACGCCUUCAUGUUUUUGCCCUUGCUGCUUUGGGAUCGGCCGCAGCGGAACGUGGUCAGCUGGUGGGCGCCUGCGAUGUUCCUCACCAAUGCGAUCCUGCUGCCUUACUUUGCGACCCGGUCGCUUGCACCUCGGCGAAGGGCAGUGAGCGGAGCAGGGGGCUGUUGA
This is a messenger RNA of Effrenium voratum, 852 nucleotides long. The record is from the annotation of a GenBank genome assembly. Lineage: Eukaryota; Dinophyceae; Suessiales; Symbiodiniaceae.